GUCGCGCUGGUCCGGGUCGGGGGGAAUUGGCCUGGCGUCACUUCCGGUUCUGUUGGGACAUAGUUAGUCUGUUCUUGUGGGGUUUUGGAACUUCGGGACCAACCGCUGUUAGCUUAGCCGGUAGCUCUUAGCAUCUGCGGUACUUUCCAGACUCGUCUGUCCGAACUCCGACCAUCGACGGACGGGUCACGGUUUCCUGGGUCCCAGUAACGGAGCCCCGCUAACAGAACGGGAGUUCUGCCGCGGGAAACGGGAGGCCGAAUUCAGCCGAACUUUUCCCGAAGGUUCCGGAAAGUCCGCAUGUUUGCGUCCUGCUGUAACUGGAUGUGCGUGGACGCGGCGGAUGGCGGCGCCACAGAAGACCAGGCCUACACUAACUCCGCCUUCAACAGCAGCCAGCCGCCCUCGCCGGAGCACAGCUGCGAGGCCUGCAAGGGCCGCUUUGACACGCACACCAAGAAGCACACCUGUGUCGACUGCAAGAAGAACUACUGCAACCGCUGCUCCGCCCAGAUGGGGCCCCGGCCCCGCCUCUGUCACACCUGCCAGCAUUUCUACGGGAAGCUGCUGGAGCGGGCGGAGCUUAUGAAGCUCAAGGUGAAGGAGCUCCGGCAUUACCUGCACCUUCACGAGGUCCCCACGCACCUGUGCAGAGAAAAGGAGGAGCUGGUGGAUCUGGUUCUGGGUCAGCAGUCCUCGCCUUCCAGCAGCUCCACCCCAGAGACCCCCAUCACAGAAGCCCCCUCGAUGACCUUUGACCCCCCUUUGAUACCCCACACCUCCGCUGCCUUUGCAGCCGCGCCACCCUCCCCCCCAGAAGGGCAGUCUGCUGAGUCCGAAGUCCCGCCUCCUCUCGUAGAGACGGCGCCGCCCGAGCCCGACCCACAGGAGGACGACCAGGUCUGGGAUGGCGAUGAGGCGCCCGUGUGGGGUCGCCGGGCCUCCCUGUCGGACCUGAGCGGCCCGGAAGACAUCGAGGCGCUGAGCGUGCGGCAGCUGAAGGAGAUCCUGGCCAGGAACUUUGUGGACUACAAAGGCUGCUGUGAGAAGUGGGAGCUGAUGGAGAGGGUGACCCGGCUGUACCAGGACCAGCAGAACCUGCUGGAGGCGACCUCGGUCGGCACUGCAGACGCCAUCACCGCUCUGGAGGACGGGCUGUGCAGGAUCUGCAUGGACUCCCCCAUAGACUGCGUGCUGCUGGAGUGCGGUCACAUGAUCACCUGCGCCAAGUGCGGCAAACGGAUGAGCGAGUGUCCCAUCUGCCGCCAGUUCGUCGUCCGAGCCGUCCACGUCUUCCGGUCCUGAGACCAGGAGACGCCUGCAGCAGACGCCUGCAGGAGACGCCUGCAGGAGAGGCCUGCAGCAGACGCCAGCAGGAGACGCCUGCUGGAUACGCCAGCAGCAGACGCCUGCAGCAGACGCCUGCAGGAGACGCCUGCAGCAGACGCCUGCAGGAGAGGCCUGCAGCAGACGCCAGCAGGAGACGCCUGCUGGAUACGCCAGCAGCAGACGCCUGCAGCAGACGCCUGCAGCAGACGCCUGCAGCAGACGCCUGCAGCAGACGCCUGCUGCUCCGGGGCUGGCGGCGCUGCUCCUCUGGUUCAGGUGUGAGGACCUGCUGCUGGACCGUGGCGCCUCCGUCCUCCUGCUCCUCCUUCCCUGGGAGGUUCUCCUCGUGUUCUCCCCACACACAGACUCCUCCGUGUGAGGUUCCUCUGGUUGUUCCAUGUGUUUUGUCUCCUUCCUGAGAACGUUCUUACUUUAAAGUUUCCGCCUCAAGAAUCAUGAAGUGUUCCUCCUGACUGGACCGAGCUGCUCCAGCUCCUCUGCUGGGACCUCAGGCGCUCCUCAGACUGAAGAUGAGGAGGCGUGACCUUCGGCUGCUGCUGUGGCGUGAAGCCCGGCUCCUGUUUGCACUAUAGAGACUGGAGGUGGCGUCUGCAUCUUCUGGGUGUCGGACUGUUUCUCUGCUGCGGUGACUCGCUGCACUUUGAUUCCGUGCACAAACGUGCACAGGUGCUGACAUUCUGUUUGUGGUCCGGGUCGGACCGAUCAAUCAACGCUUGUAUUUUUGUAGACUCGUGCUCCACAGGACUGUAAAGGGACCGGUUCUGUGUUGUGAAGGUCCAGAGCUGCCUCCUCAUCACUGUGAGACUUUUCUAAACUGUUUGAUUUCUGUUAGAUUUCUGAAAAGGUUUGCAAUAAAUAACUCUGGGAUGCGCGUCCUCUUCA
Molecule: messenger RNA, 2232 nt
Organism: Oryzias latipes (Japanese medaka)
Lineage: Eukaryota; Metazoa; Chordata; Actinopteri; Beloniformes; Adrianichthyidae
Gene: rffl
Product: ring finger and FYVE-like domain containing E3 ubiquitin protein ligase
Biological process (GO): protein K48-linked ubiquitination; negative regulation of extrinsic apoptotic signaling pathway via death domain receptors; proteasome-mediated ubiquitin-dependent protein catabolic process
Cellular component (GO): cytoplasm; plasma membrane
Molecular function (GO): ubiquitin protein ligase activity
Source: RefSeq, a predicted model, not a curated record